Molecule: messenger RNA, 2040 nt
Organism: Clonostachys rhizophaga
Lineage: Eukaryota; Fungi; Ascomycota; Sordariomycetes; Hypocreales; Bionectriaceae
Source: the annotation of a GenBank genome assembly
AUGUCUGCCUCUCCUCCAAUCCAAGGCGAGAGCAUCCCCUUGGAGGACCAAGCUAAUGCCGCAGCUGGUUCCACGGACACGCUGAAUGGACGCCCCCUGAGCCCGCCCACGCAGGAACAAGCACCGUCGAUCCGAUGGCGGGAUCUAAAGCGUAAGCUACGCCCGCUACGAGGCGUAAUCUUUGCCUGGGUGGCCUUUUCUGUGUUUUCUGUCAUCUUCUCCGCAUUUGUCGUUUACGUCCUGCUGCGUGGCAAUGUCCGGGUCGGCGGUGUCACCUUUGAUGCCUCGACCUCGAACCUGCUGGUCUCUAUAUUCUCCCAGAUAUCGGUUAUUCUCGGAGACGCCCUGAUCCGCGAUCUCCUGGGCGUGAUACGCCUUGCUCUCGCAAAGCGGGAUAGAGGCGUCUCGGCCUUGACGUACUUUGUUAUCGGCCCCGCGUCAGCGUGGACGGAGGCAGCCAGGCAUGCCGUGUUGACGAAAUUCUACGGGUUGAAUCUGUGGUGUGAUUUUAGCUCCGGCUAUGAAGAAGUUCGAGGUAAAGAGGCCCCAUCUCAUUUGAUGCCAGUUCAGGCCCAGUUUGACUAUCACUUUGCCCCGACGAAUACGAACAUGACCGUCUACGCUGGGCUGAUCCCCAUCCGGAUCGCAGUAGUCGACUCGCCGCUCUUGACGACCGCAGACCUAAGCAUGUAUUUCUACUCUCUCACGUCCAGUCUCCUACUUGAUUCUCGCUACGCAAUCCAACAUCGGUUCCCCGGGUGCUCGCAAGGUUGCAGAUCGAUACUGUUACCGGGGGGUUUAGAAACGGCCCGGCGAUACGAUCCCUUGUUGAAGCAUACCGUCUUUGAAGGCGGCACGUUCGACGGCGCAGACUCGAUCCAGAUUGAGCAUGCUCCAGGCAUGCUGGCCACGUUUGAGAGACUGCCGGCAGACUUCAGCUUCGACCCGGCUGGGUGUACGUAUACCGGGGAGCGGAUCAACAACACGCUGGUGAUGUGUGCUCAGCAACUAGGCCAGUCGCUCGCUGUAGGCUGGGCUGCAUGUCCCAUCAAGGAAUACUCGGCCCGUGAGUGCAGCCCCGAAGUGACGUGGACCUCGGGUCCCAUCCAGUACAGCACAAACGUCUCCGUCUUUGAGCAGUACACGCGGACGACGUACAACCGCAACAACUUCUCGAUCGUCAACACCGAGAUGACCUCCCCCGUCGGCGAAUCCCAGAUAACCCUGAAAGAGGACGAGUACCGCAGGAUAUUCCGCAAGGUGCUCAACGCCAACACGACGAGGCGCUCGGAUCUCAGCAACAUGGACGCUCUCGUCCACUCCAUCACAUGGCUGCACAGGACCUACGAUAACAGCUUCCCCGACGACCAGCAGAGCGUCCUGACGAGCCUCCACAACUUCAUCGGCGUUUCUUUGCAGUUCAUGGUGACGGCGGUCCAGUUUGCAAACUACACUGUCAACGUUGGAGGGAAUACCGACACCAGCUUGGCACUGCCGGACAGCAUGGUCACCUCGGCCGUGAGCGGCCGGUCCAUGCAGAAGCUCAGCAUCCAGCACUGGACGGGGGUCAUCUUCAUCGUCACCGAGGGGCUCAUCAUCGUGUUUACUGCAUUAGCCAUUCUCCUGAUCCUAUGGGGAGUAGAGCGCCUUCCAGACAAGUCAGCAACUGCAGAGAUUGACAUCCUCAGGAACACGAACGGCAUGCGGGCAGCCCCGCAACGACAUAUACGGCGCUGGGGCUGGUGGCCGUUUUUGAGAGCAGGGAAUGAGGUUGAGCCUGGUGUGCCGGACCUAGAAGAGAGUGAACGUUUUCUGGAUAUGGCCCAGAUCUUGGCGCAGAAUGAGCCGUCUCCGACUCAACCUAGGUCAUUUUGGGGUCCAAUGCGUCGUGUUUUCAGGGGUACGAUGGAUAAAGAACGCGAGUUGCUCCAAUGGGUGGUGUUUUUGCCUGAUACUCCAGAUACAGAGACUGAAGCGGUAGAGGUGGAGGAUAGUCAUGAAAUUCUUCGGAGCGAUGCUGGCCUAACUUCGACAAGCUGA